UGGUUAUCGAGUGAAAUCACAAUAGUUUUUAAUAUUAAUAUAUAUGAUAAUAAAUACUUUUCAAAAGAACCAGCCACGAGUACUGAUAAAAACGUGAUGUGUAUAUUGAGAGCCGCCGGGUGACUGCUGCCGGCAAUGAUGUGGUCACUAAAAGCACUAUAGCAGUUGGCAAGGCUUCCUAUUUGUGGUCAUAUAUAAACACCUAGUCCGUGUGUCUAAAGCACUUUCGAUUUUACAGCCGAUAUACAAACACACAUCAGAGAUGAAGUCAAUCGCGGUGUUAGUGUUGCAAUUAACCGCUCUUUGCGUGGGCCAGAAACACUCGAAAAAUCAAAUUGGCCCUCAAGCCUAUGACAUGGCGUACAAACCGCAAGGAUAUCCACAGCAACAAAUAGCCACCCCCGGGGAUGCUACACAAAAUUACUAUUACCCUCAAAGUAAACUAAGUUUGCAACAGGAACAACAGUUGCGACUACAGCAGCAACAAGCACAACUCCAACAACUGCAACAGCUGAAUUUGCAACAAAGACUUCCGCAAUCGCAACAGUAUCAAACGGCACAGCAACAGGAACGUCUUCAGGACAAUCAAAUAUCACAACAAGAAUAUUUACAAGCAUGGCAGCAAUAUCAGCAACAGUUACAGAGAAUGCAACAGACCGAACAGCAGGCAUUAUUGUCUCAGCAGCAAUAUUAUCAAAAACCUCUAUUCCAACCCGCACCUUCAACGUACGAGUCGCCGGCAAAUGGCCAGUUACAACAGAGCUUGUCGUCCAAUUCAGGCGAAUUGCAGCAGACACAACAGACGGCCGGCUAUUACCAGAACCCAUUGGGAGUUCGCUAUUCUUCGGCCGCCGAAGCGUCUAGAUUCCAAUUUUCCGGUAACGGUAUUAAUUAUUCGUUUUGAAUACAUUUCCAUAAUGAUGUUCAUUUUUUUUUUUUUUUUUUUUUUUUGGUUUAUUGUUAUUUUAUUAAAAUUGUUUUUUUAUUAUUAA
This is a messenger RNA of Daktulosphaira vitifoliae (grape phylloxera), 992 nucleotides long. RefSeq lists its product as uncharacterized. The record is from RefSeq and is a predicted model, not a curated record. NCBI's taxonomy places the organism in Eukaryota, Metazoa, Arthropoda, Insecta, Hemiptera, Phylloxeridae. The transcript is spliced from 2 exons. The coding region runs from base 263 to 904 and encodes 213 amino acids.